Molecule: messenger RNA, 10724 nt
Organism: Oncorhynchus keta (chum salmon)
Lineage: Eukaryota; Metazoa; Chordata; Actinopteri; Salmoniformes; Salmonidae
Product: chromatin remodeling regulator CECR2-like
Exons: 18
Coding region: 192-4907 (1571 amino acids)
Biological process (GO): chromatin remodeling
Cellular component (GO): CERF complex
Molecular function (GO): protein binding
Source: RefSeq, a predicted model, not a curated record
CUUGUGAAAUUCUGAUUGAAACAGAUUGUAGCAAGCGCUCUCCGACCUGGGUUGCAAUGGCAACUGACUGGAUGGAACAUCAACAGCAACUUUUGUCCUAUUUUUUAAGGAAUUAACGAGAUUUUACACUGAUACAUUGAGGAAAUUAUUUCUAAUGUGAGAAACAAAGUUUAACAAUUUAAGGUCCGAAAAUGUUCCAGGGAUGUACAAUUUCUGUGGAAGAGAUCCAGUCUUGGUGGGAAGUCCCCGCCAUAGCUCAUUUCUGUUCGCUGUUCAGGACGGCAUUCAACCUACCAGACUUUGAAAUUGAGGAGCUGGAAGAGGCGCUACAGAAGCAGGACAUAGACUUUCUGGCUGACCUCCUCGUCUCACUCUUGCAAGGAUGCUACCAGCGCACAGACAUCACCCCCCAGGCAUUCAGCGAUUACCUGGACGACAUCAUCAACUACCGCUGGGAGUUGGAGGAGGGGAAGCCUAACCCGCUGCGCCAGGGGCCUUUUGAGGAGCUGGCCCCACGCACGCAGGUGGAACUGCUGCACAGGCUGUGUGACUACCGCCUGGACGCUGCCGAUGUCUUCGACCUGCUCAAGGGCUUGGAUGCGGACAGCCUGCGCGUGGAGCCGUUGGGUCAAGAUGGGAACGGUACCCUCUACUGGUACUUCUAUGGUACCCGCAUGUACAAAGAGGACCCGGUCAAGAGGAAAGCAGAGCAGCUCCAUGAAGCCCUUGUGAUCAAACCAGCAGAGAAGAGGAAAAGAGGAAGACCACCAAAGAAGAAAGUGGAGGAGAUCCAGCUAAGUGAGGUGGAGAACGAAGUGAAGAAGGAGAAUGGACUGGAAGGUCUGCACUCAGGCACAGACCGUGAGCGUGGCGCCUGGUCCCUGGUGUGUGACACAGAGGAGCAGUGGGCCAGUCUGGCUGAGAGCAUCAAGGACAAAACGUCCCCCCAGGACCGCCACCUCUACCGCAUCAUCAGCCAGAACUUCCUCCCUGAGAUCAGCAGCAUGAUCGAGCUCAAGGAGAAUGAGCAGAAGCAGAGGCUGCUGGACCCCACCCCAGUACGCAGCUCUUACCGGCUCUCUGAGAAACGCAUGAGCCAAGAGGAGGAGGACACGCUGCAAGCCAUAGCUGACGUGGAGCAGCAGAAACAGAGGGAUGUGGACAUGGACAGGCAGGCCCUGCUGGCAGAGCAGAAACGAGAGGAGGAGAUGCUGCUUCAGGAGGAGCGUCAGAGAGAGGAGCAGGAGAGAGUCAAAGCUGUGGAGGAGCGAGCGCGGCGGCGGAAGCUGCGUGAGGAGAAGGCCUGGUUGAUAUCCCAGGGGAAGGACCUGCCCCCCGAACUGCUGCACCUGGAGCCCCACUCACCCAUCCAACGUGCCCGCAGGACGAAAGCGUUCUAUGAAAUUGAUGAUGAUUAUACAGCGUUGUACAAAGUGUUGGAGGCCCUGAAAGCCCACAAAGACUCCUGGCCUUUCUUGGAGCCUGUGGAUGAAUCCUAUGCCCCCAACUAUAAUGAGAUCAUUCAGACUCCGAUGGACCUGUCCACCAUCGAGAGGAAGCUGAAUGAAGGGGAGUACAUCGCCAAGGAGGAGUUUGUGUCUGACGUGAAGCUCAUGUUUGAGAAUUGCAUGGAGUACAAUGGGGAAGACAGUGAGUACAGCAUCAUGGCGGAGUCCCUGGAGCGCUGUUUCAGCCGAGCCCUGCUCAAGCACUUGCCGUCAGAGGACGGUGACACGGACGAAGAGUUCCACGUGUGUGGUGAGGACCGUGAGAAAGACCGCAAGGAGAAGAGGCGGAGCAAAGGCCCCAAACAGGCGGGGCCAGAGCGCUUUGGCCGAGCCACUGAGCAUGCCUCGCGCAAACGGACACAUCCAGGGGGCAAGGGCAGCACUGCCAUGGAGGAGGGGAACAAGGUGGCCCAGCCUCCCCCUCCCACCCACUGGGCCAACAGACACCCACACCCCCACAGCAUGCCACAUGGACAACCCUACCCUGGGAAUCUAUACCACCCAGCACAGCAGCAGCUCCAGCACCCCCCUGGUCCUCACAUGUAUGGUCAGAGGAUGGCCAUGGACCCCCGAUACGCCUACCCUCACCCUGGACAGGGACACAUGCCCCGGCCUGGAGACCCCAAUGCUCACCACAUGCCUCAACAUUACAACAUGCAGCCACACCUGGGGGAUGGUCACCACAUUGGCCCUAGAUACCAGGUGGGGCCUGAUGGCCGGCCUCUCCAUCCCCAGCACCACCAGCAGCACCCCUACAUGGGUCCCACCCACGGCCCUUCACUGGGCCCCCGCCCUGUGGCCCUCCAGUCUGGGGGCCUCUGCACCCCCACGCCCGAAGGCAACAUGUACCCGUCCCGCCAGCGCACCGACGGCCACCCCAUGCACCCCGGUGGGAACCGUUACCCCGGGCCUGGCGUCCCACCACAACACAACUACCCUGCCUUUCGUCCUGGCAUGGGCGUGCCUCCUAGCAUGUGGUCAGGGAUGAACCACCAAGGCCAGCAGAGGCCCAGUGGACCUGGGAUGCAGGAGCAGAAUAUGGCUAACCACCAGCAGCACCCCUAUUUUCAUGGGGGUCCACGUCCCAUGGGCCCCAAACCCUGGCCAGAGCAGCCUGGUGGCCCUGGAGGGUACCCCCCACCCCCAAAUAGCCAGUACAGGAUGCCCUGUGGCAUCAGCACCUCCCCGGGGCCCAUGGCCCUGCGGCCUCCCAUGCCUCAUCAGGACUCACGGCAGCGUCUGGCCUCCAUGCUGGAGAGCCCAGAGAUGAUUGCCCUGCAGCAGCUGUCUGCUUCCUCCACCGGACUCCCUGCUGGCUCCUCACGCCAGCUCAUGGGCAACCUUCAGCAGCAGCCCCCACAGGGAGUUGGCAGCGCACCAACUCAAGCUCAGCCCUCGCAGCACCCACCUCCCCCUGAAAUUCACCUGCUGCGUCCUGCCAGAGACAAUGGCCCAGAUAGCCAGCCUGCCCAUCACGCAGACAUGCAGCCCAAAGAGUUCACAUCAGAUCACAAAACGACCAACAACAACCAUGCAGGAACGCGGAUAACCCCCGUCCAGUCUGAUCAGGAUCGUUCCACAGAGCCUCCCAGCCACCUCACUGGGGGCAUGCAGAGCCCCUCGGCUCCAAACUUGGGCAGAUCACAGGAGAGGGGUAGCGGGACCGGGGAGCAGGCUGCGUCUGGGCCGGGACACCCACAGAGCUCAGAGACAACCGGCAACCAGGAGGGGGAGAGAAGAGGACAGUCUGUCUGCCAGACUCCCACUCAACAGAACAACCCUUCCAUUGUUCCUCCUCCACACCCCCACAAUUCACCUCCCUCCCAGAACUCUCCGCACUCCCAGAAUGCUCCACAGCAUAUAACCCAGAUCCCCACUCGGCAAAUCCCAGAGAAUGCCCCUCACCCUAAGAACGCCCAUCAACACAUGAUCCAGAAUGCACAGCAACAAAACAUCCUUCAACAUAUCAGUCAGAAAGCCCCACAGCAAGGAUCCCAAAACCCUCAGAACACACCUCCACAUGUGGCUCAGAAUCCCCUUCAACGUGGUCCACAGCCAAGCCCCAUGCAUGGAAUGCCAAAAUGCGCCCCCCAGCCUGGCCUUGGUCCACCACAGCCAGCCCCUUUCACCUCCCUGCCCCCCAGCCACCCUGUGUCCCAGCUGCCUCCACAGCCCAGCCCAGCUGACCAUGGAGACCAGAGGCCCAGCGAGCCCACUAGCAGAAGGGAUUCUGGAGGCAGCUCUGGUAACCCCAGCAUGAUGAAGUCUGGACCUCCCAACAGCAUCUAUAAACAACAGUCGUUCAGUCCCAAUGUGCAACAGACACAGUUGGGUAACCAGGGCAGUCUGGGGCCAAGGGGACCAGCACCUGGUCACAUCCCAGCCAUGCCUCCCCACUCUCCGGGCCAGGUUGCUGGAGCCAUGGGCAGCCCAACACAUCCACACUAUGGUCAACCUAUGGGCAGGCCCAUGCCCCCUUCAAAUCGGCAGCCUUACCCAAACCAAGCUAUGCCCCAGACCAUGAACCCAAACCAUAACCCUGCCGGCUACCCCACCUACCACCAGCAAGGAGCUUCCUAUCCAUAUCACAUGGGCCAGCAGCAGCAUCUCCAGGGCCACACCAACAUGUACCCCCAGUACCAGCCUCAACACUUAUACCCCCAGCCCCAGGGCAACAGCCGGGGGGGCUACCCACCUGAGGAGUGGCAUAGGCAGCAGCAAUACCAGCCUCGCCACCCCAUGCCCUCCAACACCUACCUGCCUGCAGCCAGUGCCAAGGUCAAUGGGUGCCUGAAGGAGGGCAGCAGCAUGGGCUCCCCCCUGGGCUCUGAGGGCUCCGGGGUCAGCUUGAUGUCCCCAAGUCUCCUGCCCGAGGGCCUCCAUGGAGGCUCUGCGGGGAAGGAGAGCAGGGAGGCUGGCAGCCCAAUGAAGCCUCAGCAUGCUCGGGUGGAGGAGACCUCAGAGCGGCCAGAGAGCCCUAAAGAGAUCCUAGACCUGGACAGCCACAACGCUGCUGCACGCCGCUGGAGUUCCCAGCCCCUGCCUCAAGUGGCCAACUUCCUGUACGACCCCCGAGCAGUGCAUCCUGGGAUGCAGCAGGGUGGGGCCCCACCCCCCCACAUGAUUUCUCGGCCUCCAUACCCUAGCCAGCCUGGCUUUCCUAGUGGACACUACACUCCCCAAAGACCCCACCCUCACCUCAUGGAGGCCCUGCAGCGGCCCCAGCACCUGCCCUUUCACCCGGGACAGACCCGCAUGGCCAUUUACAGACACCCCCAGACUGAAGGCCACUUCCAAGGCAUGACGGUCCAGCAGAGAGGCCUGGGACCUGAACACUUCCUUCACCUAGGGCAGCAGAUGAUGUCUCCCAGUGGUCCCAGCAGUAAACAGGGAGUUUAAGCAACUCUGUGGAAGCAGGGUAAGUGACUAUUCAAUGGUGUAUUUUGUAUUUAUUAUGGAUCCCCGUUAGCUGCUGACAAGACAGGAGCUACUCUUCCUGGGGUCCAGCAAAAUUAAGGCAGUUUUACAUUUUAAAAACAUUACAAAACAUUCAUAACAGAUUUCACCAAUCAAUAUUUCAAUAAAUCACAUCAUGUUUCAGUUAGGGCUGUUACGUUACGGUGACUGUAUUACUGAUAAACUGGCGGUCACGAGACAUGACCGCAGGUUAAAUUCCACGUAACUGUUUAGUCACGGUUCUCCAAGCUCUGAUGCUGCUGAUGGUCAUUAGUAGACUACCAAACUUGCUAACUGCCUGGUACUCAGCACUCUAUUGUCCCUCUAAUCACUCUGACACCAAUGCAAAUGUAAUUUGAAAAUCAAACAAUUUAUGAGCCCAUGAGCUCAUCUUGCGCAACAUUUCUAUAGGCUAUGCAAUUGCGUGAGAACUUAGUUUUGAUGGCCUCUAUUAAAGAGGAGGAUCCCAUUAGCUUUCUAAAGGCUAGGCCUACUAUAUUUUCUCAACUUUACUAAUAUUAAGUACAUUGCUUCGCUUUACAACAAGAGUAUAGCCUACCUAGCAUGAAAAUGAACCCCUGCCCCAACAGGUGCAUGAUAAUGGUCCAUUUUAAAUCUAAACAAAUUUCACACAUAUUAUUUAGUAUAUGUAAAGACAAGAUUAAUUCAAGAACAAUCUGAUGGGUGACCAAUAUUAGCCUAUCGCUUGUGAAUUAUAUAUUAUCACUUCGAUCGAAUCGAUAUCAAAAUCAAAUCAAACGUUAUUUGUCACAUGCUCCGAAUACAACAAGUGUAGACUUUACCGUGAAAUGCUUACUUACAAGCCUCUAACUCUUCUUGAAAUGCACUGUUGGUUAAGAAAAUAUUUACCAAGUAGACAAAAAUAAAAAGUAACAUAAUAAGAAUAACAAUAUCGAAGCUAUAUACAGGGGGCACCUGUACCAAGUCCGUGGGCGGGGGUGCAGGUUAGUUGAGGUAAUUUGUACAUGUAGGUGGGGGUGGAGUGCCUAUGCAUAGAUCAUUAACAGCGAGUAGCAGCAGUGUACAAAAUGGGGGGGUCCAUCAAUGUAAAUUGUCCAGUGGCAAUUUUAUUAAUUGUUCAGCAGUCUUAUGGCUUGGUGGUAGAAGCUGUUGAGGAGCCUUUUGGUCUUAGACUUGGCACUCCGGUUACCGCUUGCCGUGCGGUAGCCUACCUGAAUGAUGCCCGGCUUGUGUGCAGUAAGGCAAGACACAGCUCCUGCCUUUUUUUCUCCUCAACUUUUUCAAAUCAUAGUCACGCACCUCAUGUAGCCUAGCCAAUAGGCCUAUAUGUUUUGAUACGGUUUGUAUCACAACUUAAUUUUAAAGAUCUUAUUUGGCCACUUAAGCACAUUAAUCCUAUUUACAACGGGUGUAAACCCUACCUGGCAUACAUACGCAGCACAUGAGUUUCAAGUUUGGGGAAGAUGAUACUAAAAGCAUUAUAUGCAUAAUUGCAUUUGUGGGUCACCUUUGAGAAUGGUAUUUUCCCGCUGAUUGAUUGGAUUUUGGAACAUUCAACUCUUGUAGCCUACUGCCAUGUGCGCAUUGCUGCACUUAUAAUGUGAAGAAAUAGCCUAAUAGUUUAUCAACAUUUUAAGCUAAUCGUUCUGAUCUGUUGCAUUAGCCUCAUUGCCUUUGAAAGGUUUUUUGAUGCCAGUGUUUGUAUGAAUUUAGGAUCUAUCGCAGCCUGGGACAGUUGAGGGAUAUGUUUGGAAUAUUUAUUUUUCGCACAGAAGGACAAAUUGACCAAUAGAAUAGGUCAACUUUUGUACUAUGGGGGAUAGUAGAUUGACAUAGCCUAGUGCUUUUGCUUUCAUUAGGCCUACUCAUCUUGUUGGCUGACAAAAAGUAAAUAUGGACAGUUCUACCAACGGCUUCAAUAUGCUCCUUGGCAUUUGAUAAGAACACGUGCAGUUGCGUCCCCGAUGUGUGUCUUCACUUGUAGACUGUGAGAAGGACCUGGGAUGCUGUGAGAAGGACCCGAUCACGUGACGGGCAUUAUCUAAGAUUUCAGGUGAGUGAGAGGUGCUUCGGAGCAUGCAGCCUGGAGAAGGGAAUUAUAAUGAUUAUUUUCCGCCCAAGGACACAACGGCCACUGGCCAUAAAAGGCAUGGAUUCUUUUAAAGGGCAUUACGGUCACACAAAGGGGAUGCAUCCAGGAAAUUCAAGGCAUUAUCAAGUGCUUGUCAAAUUGUGAAUGAGAGACUGAUGAAAUGUGUACAGCCUGUGCAAAAAGCUAAGCAGAGCUCAUGCCUUUCAUGCAACUUUUUUCAGAUCAUCAUUAGUCGCAUCAUGCAGCCUUAUGUAUUAAAAAUCAAAAGUUGCAUAAAUAACUCUAAAUUAACCGUAUAGGGGCACCAGUUUCUUUGUUAACCGCUCAACACAGAAUAGCCGCAUGUGCGCCCUCCCUCAAAUCAUUUGGAGAAAAUAUCCUUUCUAUUGUAUUCUUCAUACUAUAAAAUAAUGCCACGGAAUUCUAAGCAAAUAUUGUCUGCUGUAUCAGGGCCUAACAUAAGGACAACUUUGUAUGCUAUUCUGUUCUUUUGAAAUAGACUACAUUUUCUUCAUAUCAUGUUUCUUUAGACCCAUCUAAAAUAAAUAAUGGAUUUAUUGUGAUGGUGUAGGCUGUAUUAAAUAGAUUUGUUAGACUUUUUUAAAAUGUAGAUGUUCGAAAGGUCCACAUCAGACUGUGUGGAAGCCAGGAGAUACUAAAUGUGUUUGUUAAUUAACGGUCAAUUUCUAUGAGACCGGCAGUUAUUUGCUUGAAAAUCACCGGCUGACAAAAUGCCAUGGCCGCCACAGUCCUAGUUUCAAUGAUUGAUAUUCUUGUUUAAUUUCUUUUCUCCACAAUUCAGGUAAAGGACAAACGCAACAAAACCUUUACACAAAUUGGUGCCUGCAUAUCAUCCAUGACAACAACCUGUGUGCUUGCCUGUGUCUCUCCUGUCUUAAGACUUUAAAUGUGACUGCUGUCGGAACAAUGAUGUUCUCUGCUGCGGAGCGGUUCAAAAUGGACUUUGUCCUCUGUCUGUGUUCAAGGGCACCAGUAAGUAGGCCUCCCACUGCAUCGGACAGGAGAUGUGCAGAGUGAUACAGGCAAUGGAGACACAUUUAUUGGAGUCUCUUUAGAGAAUGAGUUAUUUUCCCCUGGGGAUGUCUGUCUGCUUUGUGUGGAACCCUCACUGAGACUGCCUCUGCAGAGACAUGGCCCUGUCUGUCUUCAUGCCUGUGGACUCCCAGUCAAGUUCAGACUGUAUAGCUGGUCCCUCCCUCUAGGCCUGGCCAGCAAGAACAUCUGGAGACCCUGUUUCUCUGUCUGCAGGCUGGUUGCCUGUGUAAACGCAGGCUUUAAGUGGUCUAUUGACAUGGUCUGAUUGUGGUGCUCUGUUUGACCUUUUAAAAUUAUUUUCUCACACACUGGAUUUGUCUGGAGAAGGCUCUCCCCCUUGUCUAUAGCCUGGUCUUCUCAGAGCCUCUCUAUGGACAAAAGGAGCUGGUGUGGUAAGAGGAGAGCACUGGUGUUACUUUGUGUUUUGUUUUCGUUUUCGUCUCCAAAUGUUUUUAGACUCAGGUGUAGAAAAGGAGGUACUUUGAGACUGUAGAGAAGCCGUCAUCAGAACCCUGUCGACAGACACACACACACACAUGCCUUGCAGUUGUCUUUGUUUCCUUCAUGUUGAAUGUAUGUGUGAAUGAGUUCGAUAUAUGUAGAUAGAUGAACAGCACAGGAGCCCCGCCAUGUGACGGGACAGAAGAUGAUGGCGGAUUGCCUUUCGGAAAAAAGGAAACCGUUCUGAAAAGGGGAGCUUUCUGUCCAUUUUCACCUCGACUAAAACACAGCUUUUUUUGCUGUUCCGGUGUAAUUUUAUGCAUCCUUCAAGACUGCCUUCACUAUGAGAAUGUAUUUUAUUUCAGACCUGUAGAGAGCCUUCUCUGCUAUGCACUAGGGAUAGUCUACAACUACUGGAAUUUAGUGGCCUUGGAUUCUUUGUUGGUGCUUGUUACCAUGUGUAUAUAUGAAUAUAUAUUAAGUAUAACUCUUCACUGUAGGUGUCCUCUGUCACAAAAACUGGGGUCUUUUGUGGGUUGGUUCACCAAACUUCCAUGUGCCCAGCUGGUUGGCAUAUGCACAUACACACAAAGUGAACAAGAGUUAGAAUCAACAAUUGAUGUAUUUGUUUUUCUAUAUUCAUGCUGUCACCCUUCCAGCCCAAUUAUUUUUUAUUUGUUUCAAUGUCAUGUAUUGCAUUCCAUACAUUUUGUUGAAAAAUGUCACCUAAAAUGGUCAUCCUAUUGUAGCUCAUUUAUUUGUGGUGUUUAUUUUAUUUGGAACGGUAAAGAUUGCCCACAAUCACACCCAUAUGUGAUUAUUUCUUUACGUUAGUGCUUCCUCCUCCCCAAUUCAAUGAACUUAAUAUGUCCUCAGGGUGUACAGUUCUAUACGGGUAUUUUAAUGAAUUAUUUGAAGAAGAAGCACCACAAGAAAACAUGACUGGAAUAGCGACAAGUUAAUUAACCUAAUUUUGUGACAACUGAUAAACCAAUAUUGUUUUUGCAAGAUUCUGUUAUUUUUGGUCCUCUUUGUGACAAUGGCGGUCUUGCUUACUGUCAACCCAUUUGAUUUCUUUUUGGGUUUUGUUUUUCAUUUUAAUAUUGUAGCUUUUGUCAUUGCCACCAUGCAUCGGCGAGUGAUGCGUCUAUCAACAAUUUAUCUGUGUGAAUUGAACUCUUCCCCAUCUUAAAUCCAUGUUGCACCUGUGAACCCCACAGGUAUAGCGAUGACAACAAAUGAAUCUACCUCAUAGCCAGUCCUCUGGCAUCCACUAAGUCCCUCUACUCAGUCAUUCACUCACCCAGACCCCAGCACACACAUGGCCUUGUAUUACUUUGCUACAAAAGCUCAUGACUGUAUACUUUUCCCUUCCAUGAGACCUUUGAUUGUAAGGUUACUUGUGUCACUAGGGGGUGUGGUGAAUGAUUGGGCAUAUGUCUGAGGUCGACAGAAAAGGGCUCUUUUUAUAUAUGAUCUCGUCUUACCAGCUGUAUAGAUUGCAUGCCUUCCUGCCACAGGUGAGUCUAGACAGCCUGAGCCCUGUGCUUCUAUUGAAUACGUGUUAGACAGCAUAGAGCUGGCAGCGUAGUCCCCUCAUUGAUAGACAUCUAUGGCAUUAAAGGAGGGAUGAAUAUAGGAUAAUACUAGCUGUGAGACAAAAUGUGUCCCACGAUUCUGUACAAGGAUGUAUUGCCGUUUUACUUACUAGGGAAUUUUCAUUUUUAGUAUUAGCUAGAUGAGGUCUUCUCGGAGGUAGUGUGUUCACUUGCGCUGUCCAUGUAUGAAGGACAGUGUAGUUGUAAAUGGUCUGUGAGGUUGUGAUACUGUUAUGCAGCUUUGUUGUCUCUGAUUGUGUUGACUGCACAAGACAUGGAAGUCUGUAUGCCUCUACUCUGCUGUCAUCCAGUUUGUCUGCACUAGUAAAAUGUCUAGAUUGGAUUAAAUGUGAAUCAUAUUUAUUUGCUCUUUUACAUUUUGUACAUGUUUUAACUUGUUUUUAAUAUACAUGUGAUGUCUGGUUGUUUUAAGCAGUAGACAUUUACCUCCGUAGCAUGGCGGCAUCAAAAAGGACCCGUAUGUUCCAGUUUUAUGUUCACAAGUUUUUAAGACAUAGAUUAUUUUGGAAAUAGACAACGUAUUUUCUAUACUGUACAUUUCUUAGAAUAAAUCACUUUUCCUGAUUUUAA